Caenorhabditis angaria is the source of this 10190-nucleotide messenger RNA. NCBI's taxonomy places the organism in Eukaryota, Metazoa, Nematoda, Chromadorea, Rhabditida, Rhabditidae. The record is from the annotation of a GenBank genome assembly.
AUGACAGUGGAACAAGCAGCUCAGCAAAUGCUGACUGUCCUCGAGACGACAGUUUCGCAAAGUGAGUGAAUUUGGGUGGGAAAAUGGGAGAUUUUGGGGAAAAAUUUGGUUUUGCGGUUGAAAAUGAGAUUUCGAAAUGAAAAUUUCGAAUUUUGAUUUGAAAGGAUGGAAUAAGGUUACGUUUUGAAGGUCCUGGAAUCUGAAUUUUUGGCGAAAAUUCGAAUUUUUCUGAAAAAUUGAAUAAAAACUAAUUUUUUCAAAAAUUUCUGGAAAGUCUAUAAAUUUUGAUAUUGGAGAAGGAUCCAGGGGUUUCUCAAAGAUUUUUUAGUUUUCAAAUUCCGUCAAGGCUACUUUCCCAGCCUGAAAAAUCUGAAAAUGUAGCCGUGUGUAGGAAAAAAUUUCAAAUUUUCAUCAAGAAAUCUGAAAUUUUGACCCAAAAUCCUCCAAAUGUUGAUUUUCAGAUCCAAAUGAUCAAAAACAAGCAAUGGAUUAUAUCAGUGCCACGUGUCAACGUGAUUUUCCAAUGUUUGUCAAAUGUCUGAGUCUAAUCCUUCGAUCUGAACAAUGUCAAUCAUAUGUUCGACAAGCCGCCGGUCUCCAAUUGAAAAAUGUGCUAUAUUCGAAAGAUAUCGAGACAAAAUCACAAUAUUUGCAAAGAUGGCUACAAUUAGAUGAGCCAAGUCGACAAGAUGUUAAACAAAAUGUGACGGGAACAUUGGGAACCGAACCAUCGAGACCUUCGAUUGCUGCACAAUGUGUUGCGGCGAUUGCUUGUGCUGAAUUACCGCAUAAUGUAAGGGAUUGCGGAAAAUCGGGUUCUGGGGGAGAAAUUUGAGCUCUGGAGCUUUGUUUUGAGCAAAAAAUCGAUUUUGUGAUGAAAAUUUGAGCUCUAGAGCUUUGUUUUGAGCAAAAAAUCGAUUUUGUGGUGAAAAUUUGAGCUCUGGAGCUAAUUUUUUAAGCUGAAAAUGUAUUGAGAGCCCAAAAUUUGAUCCAGGGCUGAUAUUUGACACAAAAAAUAUGACAAUUUGAGAUUUCUCGUACAAAUCUGGGCUUCUUAACCAGAAAAUCACAGAAUUUUGACCCAAAAUGAGUUUUUUUUUGUCAGAAUUUGAGCACAAAAAAUGCUCACGCUUCUGUUAAAAUUAAAUUUACCGUGAACUGAAAAAACCACGUGUUAUCCUUAUUCAAAAAAUUAAAAUUCAGUCAUUUCUGAGUUAGAAAAUGCUGGGCGAAAGUGAGUAUUUUGAAAAAGAAAGGUUUUUGUCAGUUUUUACCCUAGAAAACUGAAAAUUUCAAUCUAAAACGGAUUUUUGACAGUUUUACCUAACAAAACUGACUACAUAUUUCCCCAAAUAUCUUGAAAUUGUCAUUUCCUUGACUGAAGCAUUGCAAAAGCUGAAAAUCCCUAGAUUCCCAGGGAAUCUUGGGAUUUUCAGACAAUUUUUCAGUUUUGGAAAUGGCGGAGAUGCGAAAGAUAUGCCCAAAUUUUCAUUUUUUUAUAUGAAAAUUGAUGAAUUUUAGGCUAGAAACAAGAAAUUCAAGAUUUUUAUUGUCGAAAUUGAAAAAUAUGGCCGCCGUAAAAAAUGAAAACCAGUGCAGCACUGAAUGAAUGAAAACAACUGGACUUCGUCAGUCGCGUGCGGCUGUGCGGCGCGGUCGAAAAACAAUCAAUGAUUCAUUUUUUUCCUUUCUUUUCCGACCGCGCCGCACAGCCGCACGCGACUGACGAAGUCCAGUUGUUUUCAUUUAUUCAGUUCUGCACUGGUUUUCAUUUUUUACGGCGGCCACAUUUUUCAAUUUCGACAAUAGUAAGAAAUCAUGAAUUCAAUUAAAAAAUGAAAAAUUGCUAGUUUUACUUGAAAUUGUCAUUUCCUUGACUGAAACAUUGGAAAAGCUGAAAAUCCCAGAAUUCCCCUGGAAUCUUGUGAUUUUCAGACAAUUUUUCAGUUUUGGAAAUGGCGGAGAUGCGAAAGCUAUGCCCAAAUUUUCAAUUUUUCUAUGAAAAUUUGAUGAAUUUUAAGCCAGAUUUUAGUGAAACGUUUUUGAUGAAAAUCUCAAAAUCUCACUAACUAGAUAGUAUUCUCUGUAAAAAAAAAAUCUGAAAAAAAUUAACUGAAUUUAUCAAAAACCACCAAUUUUGACCAAAUUUAUGGAUUUCUAUGAUUUUUAUUCAGAAAAUCUCCUAGAAAAACCCAAAAGCUACCCAAAACCUCCAUUUCUAUUCCAAAAACCCCUAAAUUCUUGCAGUUAUGGCCCGAAGUAAUCUCUCGCCUAAUGGACAAUGUAACAAAUCAACAAAGCGGUGAAAUGUUGAAAGAAUCCUCACUCGAAACCCUCGGAUAUAUCUGCCACGAUAUCGAUUCAAAAGUGUUGGAAGUGCGUGCAAAUGAUAUUUUGAUUGCAAUUGUUCAUGGAAUGCGAGCUGGUGAAACAUCUGUACAUGUUCGAUUGGCUGCAACUAAUGCAUUGUUGAAUUCGCUCGAGUUUACCAAUAAGAAUUUUGAGGCUGAGGUUGGGAAAAUGAGCCCAAAAUUGUUAUAUUGCUCAUAUUAAUUGGUUUUUUUUUUUCAGCAAGAGCGAAAUAUUAUAAUGCAAGUCGUAUGCGAAUCGACAAAUAAUCCAGAUCAACGAUGCAAAGUUGCCUCACUUCAAUGUUUGGUUCGAAUUAUGCAAUUGUAUUAUGAUUAUAUGUUGAAUUAUAUGGCUAAUGCGCUGUUUCAGGUAAAAGACGAUGAAAAUGUACCAAACAAGGAUUUUUCCACAGUUUUUACCUAACAAAACUGACUGAAAGGCUUUUUCCCUGCAGUUUUUGCCAGAAAAACUGAAAAUUUUGAAUCUGAGAGGUUUUUUGACAGUUUUCACCCUAGAAAUCUGAAAAUUUCAAUCUAAAAUGGAUUUUUGUCAGUUUUUACCCAACAAAACUGUCCUUUCCUCAAAAAUCUUGAAAUUGUCAUUUCCUUGACUGAAACAUUGCAAAAGCUGAAAAUCCCGAAAUUCCCCCGGAAUCUUGUGAUUUUCAGACAAUUUUUCAGUUUUGGAAUUGGCGGAGAUGCGGAAGCUAUGCCCAAAUUUUGAAUUUUUCUAGUUCUCGAGCUGAAAAUUAUGAAAAUUUAUAACUUGGUCCAAAAACUGAAAAUUUCAACCAAAAAAACUUUCGUGCUAGUUUUUAACAAAGUUAAUCUUCUACUAAAAAUUGCCAUUUCCUUGACUGAAACAUUGCAAAAGCUGAAAAUUCCCUGAUUCCUCUGGAAUCUUGUGAUUUUCAGACAAUUUUUCAGUUUUUGAAAUGGCGGAGAUGCGGAAGCUAUGCCCAAAUUUUCAAUUUUUAUAUGAAAUUUUGAUGAAUUUUAUUUAGGCUAGAAACUAGAAAUUCAAGAUUUUUGGUCUAAAAUUGCUAGUUUUACUUGAAAUUGUCACUUCCUUGACUGAAACAUUGCAAAAACUGAAAAUCCUUAGGUUCCCAGGGAAUCUUGGGAUUUUCAGACAAUUUUUCAGUUUUGGAAAUGGCGGAGAUGCGGAAGCUAUGCACAAAUUUUGAAUUUUUCUAGUUUUCGAGCUUAAAAUCAUGAAAAUUUAUAACUUGGUCCAAAAAAAAAUUUAUAACUUGGUCCAAAAAAAUUUCCACCAUAAAACUUUCUUCCUAGUUUUUAACAAAAUUAAUCUUCUACUAAAAAUUGUCAUUUCCUUGACUGAAACAUUGCAAAAACUGAAAAUCCUUAGGUUCCCAGGGAAUCUUGUGAUUUUCAAACAAUUUUUCAGUUUUGGAAAUGGCGGAGAUGCGGAAGCCAUGCCCAAAUUUUCAAUUUUUUAUAUAACAUUUUGAAGUUUGAUGAAUUUCAAGUUAAAAACUAUGAAAAAUUCUUUUCCAGAUAACCCUCCACGCAAUGCGUUCAGAAGAAGCCGAAGUUGCAAUGCAAGGAAUGGAAUUCUGGUCAACAGUAGCUGAAGAGGAAUUCGAAUUAACACUAGUUUAUGAAGAAGAAUUGGAAAGAGGCAAUCAAGCAUAUCGAAAUAAAUCACAGCGUUUUGUUGAACAAGCCGCCUCACAUUAUGUACCGGUUUUAUUAAAUGCAAUGGCACAUCAUGAUGAUUGUGAUGAUGAAGAUGAUUGGACACCAUCAAAAGCUGCUGGCAUUUGUUUGAUGUUGACUGCACAAUGUGUUAAAGAUGAUAUUGUUAACUAUGUUAUGCCAUUUUUUGUCCAUUUUACUAGUCAGGAUUGGAAGUUUAAGGUGAGUUUUUUCGAUAAAAAUUGAAAAUUUUUAUUAUUUUUCCCGAGAUUUUGUGCCUGAGACUUUCAAAAUCAGAUUUUUCAUGAGAAUUUCAUCCUGGGACUUUAAAAAUCAGAUUUUCCGACUUCUGAACCUUGAAUCUUGAAAUUUUUAGGUUUUUGGUCAUCGGGACCUUGAAAAUUAUAUAUUUUUCGAUUUCUGAACCUUGACACUUGGAUUUUCAUGAAAUGUUGAUCUUUGGACUAUCAAAAUUGCAUUUUUUGACCUCGGGACCUUGAAAAUUGAAGUUUUUGAAGCUGAGACCUUGUAAAUCGGAUUUUCCCACUCUUGAACGUUGAAAAUUGCAUUUUUAGACCCCAGGAUCUUGAAAAUUGGAUUUCUAGUGAGAAUUUCGAAUCUGGAAUCUUGAAAAUCUGAAAAUAUCAGCUUGAACUUCAAAAAUUUUAGUUUUUCAUGAAAUUUCGAGCCUGGGACCUCGGAAAUUAAAUUUUUCAUGAAAUUUUGAUCCCGUGACCUUAAGAAUGGGAUUUUUUUGGAUUUUUCCACCCGGGAUCAAGAAAAUUGGAUUUUUUGACACCUGGACCAUGAAAAUCUGAAAAUAUCAGCCUGAAAUUCAAAAAUUAUAGUUUUUCAUGGAAUUUCGAGUCUGGAACCUCGAAAAUUAGAUUUUUCAUGAAAUAUUGAUCCCACGACCUUGAGAAUGUAAUUUUUCUUGAUUUUUCAACCAGGGAUGGAGAAAAUUGGAUUUCUAGUUCAAAUUUGACACCUGGAUCAUGAAAAUCUGAAAAUCAACAUUCUGAAAUUCGAAAAAUCCAAUUUUUCAUUAAAUUUUGAUCUUGGUAACAUGAAAAUCUGAAAAAUUCCCCCAAUGUUUUCCAGGAAGCCGCAAUCAUGGCGUUCGGCUCAAUUUUGGAUGGUCCGGACCCGAAAAAACUGAUGCCAUUGGCUCAAGAAGCUCUUCCGGCCAUCGUCGAAGCAAUGUGCGAUAAAAAUGUAUCGGUCCGCGACACUGCCGCGUGGGCGCUCGGACGCGUCAUUGACACGUGUCCCGAAGUCGUUGCCAACGCGGAAUUGUUGCAAAAAGUCCUGCCGGCCCUGUCGAGUGGAUUACAUCAGGAGCCAAGAGUUGCCAAUAAUGUUUGCUGGGUGAGGGUUUUGACCUGAAAUUUUAAGCUCAAUUUUAAGCUGAAAAUCAGCAUUGCUCAUGUUAAAUUCUCUAUUUUCCAGACCCUCGUCUCAUUGGUCAAAGCCUGUUACGAAUUGGCUGUUUCGAAUGGAACUGACGCUUCCGGACAACCGGAUACAUUUGCACUUUCGGCUGUUUUUGAUGCAAUGAUUCAGGAAUUGCUCAAAAUCACGGAAAGGUAUGAUUUUUACCUGAAAUGUGUUGAAAAUUUGAUGAAAAUUGGGUUUUUGGGCAGUUUUUACCCUGAAAAACUGCUGAAAGGGAUUUUUGACAGUUUUUGCCUAACAAAACUGACUGAAAGGCUUUUCCCCUACAGUUUUUGCCAUGAAAAACUGAAAAUUUUGAAUCUGAGAGGUUUUUUGACAGUUUUCACCCUAGAAAACUGAAACUCUCAAUCUAAAAUGGAUUUUUCGACAGUUUUUAUCAAACAAAACUGUCCUUCCCCCAAAAAUCUUGAAAUUGUCAUUUCCUUGACUGAAACAUUGCAAAAGCUGAAAAUCCCUAGAUUCCCCUGGAAUCUUGUGAUUUUCAGACAAUUUUUCAGUUUUGGAUUUGGCGGAGAUGCGGAAGCUAUGCCCAAAUUUUGAAUUUUCAAAUAAAAUUUUGAUGAAUUUGAGGCUAGAAACGAGAAAUUCAAGAUUUUUGGUCUAAAAUUGCUAGUUUUACUUCAAAUUGUAAUUUUCUUGACUGAAACAUUGCAAAAGCUGAAAAUCCCCUGAUUCCCCUGGAAUCUUGUGAUUUUCAGACAAUUUUUCAGUUUUGGAUUUGGCGGAGAAGCGGAAGCUAUGCCCAAAUUUUGAAUUUUUACCUGAAAUAAUUUUGUUUGCAGACCAGACGGAAAUCAAUCAAAUCUUCGAAUCACCGCCUACGAGGCUCUCAUGGAAUUGAUCAAACAUUCGCCAAAAGAUUGCUAUCAGGCUGUUCGAAAUACAACUGUUGUUAUUUUGAAGGUGGGAUUUUUUGGAGCAUUUUUGGAGCUCAUAACCUUAAUUUGACCCCAAAUAAUUCAAUUUUUGCUCAGAAACUCGAAACCCUAUUACAAAUGGAAGAACAAGCGACAAGUGAAUCAGAUAAAGCACAAGUUCGAGAUCUUCAAGCAAUGUUGUGUGCAACAAUUCAAUCGGUGACUCGAAAACUGGCCGAUUCCGACUUACCGCAAGUCGGUGAGCAUAUUAUGAAAGGAUUGCUGCAAAUUAUGCAACGAGCAUCGAUAACAAAAAGUACGACGGUUAUGGAAGAAGCACUGUUGGCUGUGUCGUGUUUGGCUGAACGUAAGUGGGAUUUUGGGAAAAAAUUUGAGAUUUUUAGGGGAAAAUGAGCCAGAAAUCGUGAUUUUUGAUGAAUUUCGAGCCAGAAAUCGUGAUUUUUGAGGAAUUUUGAGCCCGAAUUGCUCAUGUUAGUUGAAAAAUGUGAAUUUUGAUCAGAAAAACCUUUUCUUUAUAAAUUUUGAGCCCGGAUUGCUCAUGUUAGCUGGAAAAUGUGAUUUUUGGUCAGCAAAAUCUUUUGCUCUAUGAAUUUUGAGCCAGGAUUGCUCAUGUUAGUUGAAAAAUGAAAAUUUUUGGUCAGAAAACCCUGUUUUUCAAUGCAUUUUGAGCCCAGAUUGCUCAUGUUAGCUGAAAAAUUUAAUUUUUUGAGUCAUUGCUCAUAUUAGGAGAAUUGAAGUUAUACCUUAAUUCACCCUUAAACCCUCUAUUUUUUUAGAUCUUGGCAAAAACUUCAUUGUCUACAUGGAUGUGCUGAAACCGUAUCUAUUACAAGGAUUGUCGAAUGUUGAAGAAGCUCAGGUAACUAUUUUUUUGGCUGAAAAUUGGAAUUUUCAGCAUUUUUCACCUGGAAAUUCCAGAUUUUCAGCCAAUUUUACCUGGAAAUGUUGGAUUUUCAGCAUUUUUUAUCUGGAAAUGUUGGAUUUUCGCUGAAAAUUCCAGAUUUUCAGCCAUUUUUACACCAAUUUCUUCUAGGUUUGUGCUGCUGCUGUUGGAGCUGUCACCGAUUUGAGUCGAGCCAUCGAAAAAGCGAUUGCACCGUAUUUGGAUGAAAUUGUCGAAUUGUUGAUUAAAUGUAUUCAGGUAGGCACUUUUUGGGCUGAAAAUUUUGAAAAUUGGCUGAAAAUGAUGAAUUUUGAGCCAGAAAUUGUGAAAAAUGAUGAUUUCUAGCUCAAAAUUUAGCAUUUUCAGCUGAAAUUAUAAAUAUUGGUUGAAAAUGAAGGCGUUGGGUUAAUUUUGAUGAAAAAUUAGCAUUGCUCAUGGUAAAAUUCUCAAAAAAAAGCAUUUUUAAGCUGGAAAUCUUGAAAAUUGGCUGAAAAUGAUGAUUUUUGGCUCGAAAUUCAGCAUUGCUCAUGUUAAAAAUUCCAAAAAACGUUUUUAAGAUGUAAAUCUUGAAAAUUGGCUGAGAAUGAUGAUUUUUGGCUCGAAAUUCAGCAUUGCUUAUGUUAAAAAUCCCAAAAAACAUAUUUACAGCUGAAAUUUUAAAAAUAGGGUGAAAAUGAGGCUUUAGGUUAAUUUUGGUGAAAAAUUAUCAUUGCUCAUGGUAAAAUUCUAAAAAAAACAUUUUUAAGCUUUAAAUCUUGAAAAUGAUGAUUUUUAGCUCAAAAAUUCAGCAUUGCUCAUGUUAAAAAUCCCAAAAAAACAUAUUUUAAGCUGAAAAUUAUAAAAAUUGGUUGAAAAUGAUGAUUUUUAGCUAAAAAUUCAGUAUUGCUCAUGUUAAAAAUCCAAUUUUCCCUUUUCCAGUCGCCUAAAUUGGAUCGUAACGUAAAAGUGAUUAUAAUUGGCACAUUUUCCGACAUUGCAAUGGCAAUUGAAACGAAUUUCGAGCGAUAUUUGCAAAUGGUCGUGCAAAUUUUGACAGAAGCACAAGGAGCUGCGAUUGUUGUUGAUCCCGUGAGUUUUUUGGGUCCAGAUUGCUCAGAUUAGUUAAAAAUGUGAUUUUUGGUCGGAAAAACCUUGAAUUUUGAGCCCGAAUUGCUCAGAUUAGCUGAAAAUUUGAUUUUUGAAGCAUUGCUCAUAUUAGAAACAAUUUUUCUUCCAGAACGAUUUGGAUCAAGUGGAUUAUGUGGAUAAAUUGCGAGACGCUUGCCUCAAUUCAUAUACCGGAAUUUUCCAAGGUUUCAAAGUGGAAAAUGUGAGUUUUUGGGAAAUUUCACGUGGAAUUUGACCCAAAAAUCUGAAAAUGAGCUGGAAAACUGGAUUUCUGGCCAUUUUUCAUCAAUUUUAACCUAAAAUUCACUGUUUUUGAAGCAUUGCUCAUGUUAGAAAAUGCCCGAAAUUUCGCAUUGCUCAUGUUAAGCUAAAAAUUAUGAUUUUAGGAUAAAAAAAUAUCGAGUUUCAUCAAUUUUCCCACCAAAAUUCAAAUUUUCCCCACCUGAAAUUGAAUAUUUUCAGAUUCAAGCUUCACGUGACUCAAUUGGUCGUUUCAUCAAACCAAUGAUUGAAUUAAUAUUAGUAUCAAGUCAACUUCAACCAAUUCCACCAUCGGAUUCUUUGAUGGCAACAACUGCUGGUCUAAUUGGAGAUUUGGUCAAUUUAUAUGAACAACAAAUUGUGCCAAUGUUGAAUGUUGAACCGGUGAGCAUUUUGAGCCGAAAAUCAUGAAAUUUGGAGCAUUUUGAGCUAAAAUUAAUGAAAUUUGAAGCAUUUUGAGCUAAAAUUUAUGAAAUUUGGAGCAUUUUGAGCUAAAAUUUAUGAAAUUUGGAGCAUUUUGAGCUAAAAUUUAUGAAAUUUGGAGCAUUUUGAGCUAAAAUUUAUGAAAUUUGGAGCAUUUUGAGCUAAAAUUUAUGAAAUUUGGAGCAUUUUGACCCGAAAAUCAUGAAAUUUGGAGCAUUUUUAAGCUAAAAUUCAUGAAAUUUGGAGCAUUUUGAGCUAAAAAUCAUGAAAUUUGGAGCAUUUUGAGCCAAAAAUCAUGAAAUUUGGAGCAUUUUGAGCCGAAAUUCAUGAAAUUUGGAGCAUUGCUCAUAUUAUAAUUCAGAUCUGAAAUUAAAUAUGAGAUUUUGGAGCAUUUUGAGCUAAACUUCAAAAAAAAUAGGAAUUGCUCUAAUUAUAAAAUUUUUUUAAUUAAAAGUGAUGAUUGCUCAUAUUAUGGAAUGCUCAGAUUUUUAUCGAAAUUUCAAUCAAAUCCCCCAUUGCUCAUGUUAAGAUUUGAUCCAAAUUUGCUUUUUUUUCAGGUGAUUUCAAUGUUGGCAAAAGCUCGAAAAUCGAAAAAAUCAAAGACGAAAUCGAUGGCGACUUGGGCGACGAAAGAAAUUAAACGGGUAGGGUUUUGAGGGGAAAAUAUUUGAAAUUUUGACUAAAAAUUUGCUGAAAUUUGGAGUUAAAGUCAAGAAACCUGAAUUUUGAGCUUAAAAUUUCAAGAAAACUAUAAAUUUUCAGCCAAAAAAUCUGAAAAUUGGUUUUUCAGCGAAACAUUUGAAAUUUUCUGGAACUUUCAAGUUUUUGGCCAAAACGUUGACCAAAAUUGAUGAAAUUUGAAGUUUUUGAGCCAAAAAUCAUGAAUUUUCAGCUUAGACCUAGAAUUUCAAGAAAAAUUUUCAACCAAGGUAUUAAAAUUCUUCAAAUAUCUGAUUUUCGGCUCAAAAUUUUCAGAAAAAUCCGAAUUUCUGAGCUCUGGCUCAAAUUUCAGCCAAAAAUCUGAAAAAAAUUCUAAACUCACUUUUUAAUCUGAAAAUUUAAAUUUUUGGUUUUUAGCUCAUAUUUUCCGGAAAAAUCCAGAUUUUCAGCUAAAAAAUCUGAAUUUUUUUGCAGUUCUCAAAAACGGAUCCAACAUUCAACUUCAAUCGCUAA